Prorocentrum cordatum is the source of this 747-nucleotide messenger RNA. The record is from the annotation of a GenBank genome assembly. Lineage: Eukaryota; Dinophyceae; Prorocentrales; Prorocentraceae.
GUCUGGAAGAAGCCCAACGGCGCAGAGUUCAUGACGAAAAAGAUCAAAUCGAUGACAGCGCCCUGCAGGCCCUCUGAUGACUGCGACGACACCGCACGCCCCGCGGUGAAGUUCAAGAACACGGACGGCUCCGAUGACACGUACACGAUCGAGACCAUCACGGUUGGCCAGAUGACGAAGAGGCCGACCACAGGAGAAGUUGCAUCUAAUGGUUUGGACAAAGUUGCAGAGUGGAACGUGAACACGUUCGACGGGGGGCUUGUCUUGAGGUGGAACGAGGAGAAGGAGAAUAAGGAGAAGGGCCGCAACAGCGACAUCGGCACGCGGCAGAUCACACAGGUUGCGACGACGGACUCUGAUGCACAUGAUGUGCAGAAGGCCGAGACGUUCUUGAGAGAGCCCGGCGACGGAUUCGCACGCGGCAAGCUGGGCAGGGAUUCCGCCGAGAGCAAGGCCGAGGCGAAGAAGCGCAAGGACUGCUGGCAUGCCGCGACCUUCCCGAAGGAGAAGACGGAGAAGGUGGCCGUGAAGCGGCCUGCUGCGGCGACCACAGGCGACAUCCAGCCGAAGAAGGUUGCCAAGCAGACGGGCGCCCAGACGACCGAGAUGGCCUCCAAGCCCGCGGUGCCCGUCGUGGAGCCCGAGCAGGCCUGCCCCGUCACGCCCGUCAAGGGCGUCAGGGCCAAGCAGCGCGCGGGCGCCACUUUCAUCCCCAAGGCCGCGGCGAUCUCGGAGGAUUCCGAGUGA